GAUAGUGGUCAUUUCAUCCAAAACGUUGUAAAAAAAUGGCAGCCGUAGAAAGCACUAGCAUGUCAUUAAUGCAGUCAGAAGAACCGCUUAAACUAUCUGAUUUAUUAGAUCGAGGAUGGAAACUAUAUGAGGAGGUGGACACCACAAAUGAUCCCAUCGCAGCCACCCAUAUCCAGGUCAAAAUCAAGCGUGGCAUAACGCAACUUGAAGUGGCAACGCGAAUGGUGGCCCAACUCGACUUAUUCAGCCGAAAUGAGGAUUUGGAGGAGGUAGCAACCACAGAUCUGAAGUAUCUUAUGUUGCCUGCCUUCCUGGGGGCUCUAACUAUGAAGCAAGUGAACCUGGCAAAACGACUAGACCACGUUCAGAUAGCUAGAUGUUACUUUUUGGACUUCUUGAAAAGAUGUAAGGAGUAUAACAUAUCAAAUUUUGAACUACCCAAAACCAUUGAAAACUCCGCUGACAUACCAGAAGAAGAAUCUGCAAAUGGGCCCCCCAAACCUCCAGACUUAAUUGCGAUGGCAACAGUUAGAGCAGCAAAGAUAGAAAGAUACAAACAGAGGAAGGACACAGAGGCCAAGCUAUCAGAGAUCAAGGCAGCAGUGGACAGUGGGCAGGCAGAUGACGAGAUAGUCCGAAACUUUUACCUCCUCAAUGUGAGGAAAUGGAUUGCUGUAUCCCUGGAGGAGAUCGAGAGCAUUGACCAGGAAAUGGAGAUUUUGACCAGGAUGGAUGUUCUAAAACAGAGUUCAGCAGAGCCAUUACACUCUAAAAGGCCUCCCAUGAAACCCUUCAUUCUCACCAGAGAUGCUGUUCAGGCCCGAGUAUUUGGGGCAGGCUACCCCAGCCUACCUACUAUGUCAGUGGAUGACUGGUAUGAACAGCACAGGAAGAAAAAUGCCUUGCCAGACCAGGGGAUCCCACGCAGCGCUGAGGACUUUGAUGCAGAAGAGCGAGAACAAGAAGAGAAAGAGAAGCGGGUUGAAAACGACGAUGAGGAGGCCUUGCAGAAAGCUAGAGACUGGGACAACUGGAAGGAUACGCAUCGGAGAGGCUAUGGGAACCGUAAAAACAUGGGCUAACAACCAUCAAACAAAGCAACAGUGCCAUGCCUGGUCUGCAGUGUUCAUCUACUCUCUGUCCCUCUGUAAUAAACAACAACGUUGCUGGUGUCUAUGGAUACAUGGUCUUUAAGAAAAGGGAGUUUUAUACAAUCCCAGACAGAAACUGUUUGUCUGUUUAUGGUCACUUUUUAUUCUGAUGCUGCAAAUCACAUCUGUAAUUGUGGCCGUAUCAGAGGAAAAUUAUUUAUUGGCAGCCAUUAAUAUUAUCUGCAGGUUCCAUACGAAUACACAACCAAGUAUUUCCACCAAGGCGUCGUCUGUCGAGAUGGUGCAGUGCUAUGCUUGAGAAGAUUAGUAAAGUGAAUUUGAUGAUCAAUUGAUUAACAGCUGUUCCCAAGCGGAUUCAUAUUUCCUGAGUGUAUCCAACAGUACUUAGACUUUUGUGAAGAACUCUACAGAGGUGGUAACAAUCUAUAGUUCCAAAAAACUGCUAUUGUAUAUUGUCAUCCACACUUAAUGUGUUUAGUGAUGGAAAAGGUAGCUUGUGUGCUUAUACAGUCCCCUAAAAUGUGGCUCUAUACUCCGGCAUUUUGGUUUUGAGAAGAAAAAAAAUCUGAUCAGGUGACAGUACAGAAUGUCACCUUUUGUUUUGAGGGUGUUUUAAUAGCUGUUUUACCGUUUAGAAAUUAAUUUGAAGUCCUAAGUAUUUUUUGACAGAUUCAAUUAGUGUAUUCAAAAGUUGAGUAUUUGGACCCAUUUUUACGUUUACAUUUGAGUCAUUUAGCAGACACACUUGUCCGGCGCGACUUAGUGCAUUCAACCACGUAUCGCAGACAAAGUAAGUACAUUUUUGUCAGUGUUGUGCAGUUUGUUUUGGUUGUGCUGCAGCUUUUGUUUUGCCCAAUAAUAACUGAAUGGUGACUGAUUUAAUUUUCUUUCUAGGUUUACAGAUAAUGUUUCUGAACAUUUCUAAAUUAAUCCUGAUAAUGCCAUGACUAAGGAAAAUCAUGAAUAUUAAGUGAGAUGCUGAUCAGAGGCUACAGAAUUCACCAUUCUGUUCCUAUUGGGCAAAACAGCAAAUGCAUCCAAGUUUUUAGUAGCUUGAUGUAGCCAUUGUGUGAGGAAUAUGGGACCAAAUACUAAACUUUUGACUACUUUAAUACACUAUAAGUGAAUUUGUCCAAAUAGUUAUGACUUUUUAAAAUGGGGGACUAGAUACAUACAUUUUUUUAUUGUACAACAGACCCUCGCUGCUGGCAUUCUGUACUGUCGCCUAAUAUGAAACAUUCUCAACUAAAAUACUGGAGUAUAGAGCCACGUUUAAAAUGGUUUGCUUCACUGUCAGAAUACAUAUGGAGUAUGUACAAUAUUAUUUCCUCUGUUUGAUGUCCAUUGUAACACUGAAUAAUGGGUUUGUGAUGCACUUAAUUACAGAGAUCCACUCCCUUUUCAUCUCGUUUUGCUGAAUGGUUUUUUGUUGUUAAAUAACUGCCUUGUGACAGCCAAUUUGCUCUUUUCUCAAAAUGUAUGGCUGACUCAUUUGAUUUCUUUCCCACCUCUUACACAUGUACAGUUUGAACAGGCACUGAUUUUGACAGACUUGGUGGAUUCCUUUGUCAGAGUUGAUAAUGAGUAGUGGUUGGUCUAUUUUUUUUCAGAAUAGCAGGAAUUCUGUGUGCAAAACCUGCAUGGUUCCCAUUGUAACAAAUUAUUUGAGUGUUUUGUACUUUUCUCAUUGUUUCUUAAAGAAGUUGCUAGUGUAAAAAAAAUAUGGAUACAGUCCAGAAUAAAUAUGAUAAGCUGCUAUGGUCAAGCAAAUUGUUAUUGGCACACUGAUAUUCACACGCACAAAAUGUGCAUGAAUCAAAAUCAUAUAUAUUGAACAUGACUAAUAUUGCUCCCAUGUAACUUGAUAUGUGUCUUUUGGUGAAAGCAUAAAUUGUGAUCUCAAAAUGUAUUUCCGUUUCAAAGCCAAUUAAAUCAAUAUAUUGGA
This is a messenger RNA of Oncorhynchus tshawytscha (Chinook salmon), 3057 nucleotides long. RefSeq names its product immunoglobulin-binding protein 1-like. Gene Ontology annotation, cellular component: cytosol. The coding region runs from base 36 to 1082 and encodes 348 amino acids. The record is from RefSeq and is a predicted model, not a curated record. Gene Ontology annotation, molecular function: protein phosphatase 2A binding. The transcript has 6 exons. Gene Ontology annotation, biological process: regulation of signal transduction; regulation of dephosphorylation. NCBI's taxonomy places the organism in Eukaryota, Metazoa, Chordata, Actinopteri, Salmoniformes, Salmonidae.